This is a messenger RNA of Helobdella robusta, 1559 nucleotides long. RefSeq lists its product as hypothetical. The transcript has 14 exons. Gene Ontology annotation, biological process: regulation of transcription by RNA polymerase II. The record is from RefSeq and is a predicted model, not a curated record. Bases 1 to 1212 code for a protein of 403 amino acids. NCBI's taxonomy places the organism in Eukaryota, Metazoa, Annelida, Clitellata, Rhynchobdellida, Glossiphoniidae.
AUGAGUUUGUCGGUGGCACUACAACAACAGCAGCAGCAACAACAACAUCAGCAACAACAUCAGCAACAACAACAGCAGCAACAACAACAGCAACAACAUUACUAUGGACCCCCAACGCUGUCGCCUAUAUCAGAUCAUUUCCCCGGCACAGAUGCCUAUGAACUGAAAGGGCAGAAAAGAUUAUGGCAUUCAAACCCACUUAUCGAAGCUAGCAUCAGCAGCAAUGAAGAUGACAUCAUUGCCAGUCAGGAGAAUUUGAAAUUGACAGCCAAAAGUUUGCAGAGCAAGAUGAGUAAGAUAACUAAGGAGGAGGUGCUUAUUGAACAGUCCAUCAUCAACUUGAAGCAAAACCUGAAUCAGUUAAAUGAAAAAGUUUCAUCAGAGGACAGAUUUGAAGAUGAUAGUGCAUCAAAUGAACAACAGCAGCAGCAACAGCAGACAACCGCAUCAACAAUUUCAUCAUUAUCAAGGGCUAUUUAUAGCCAAAAUAAGCCCUUAUACAGACAGCCUUCUGAUACUGAGAUCUACCAUGAGAAUCAAGAGAAAUUCCAAAAAUUUAAAAAGUUAUUAGUAGCCCAUUUAGCUAAGAAACAACAAGCCGAAAAAAUAAGGGUAAGAUAUUUGACAGAAAGAUACAAUCAACUGCACAAUCAGUGGAUGAAAAAACUGAACCGGAAGGAAAAUACUUCCGUUAAAAAGGAAAAAGAUGCUAAAUAUAAGGAGUUCUUUGAGAAAGUUUUCCCCGACUUAAAGAAACAAAAAGAUGACAAAUGUAAAUUGCAAAGGUUCGCCAUGCCAGCCAACAGGCCAGCUGGUUAUGCAAGGAGUGAGGCCAAUAUGGAGGAGAUUAUCAAUGAGAUACACGACCAAGAGGUUAAGAUAGAGAGAAUGAAAAAGUUGUCGAUAACACCUCCUCCACUGCUGGACAUAAAGAGGAGAUCGCGAAGGAUCGUUGACGAGAACCGCCUAAUUAGGAGUAUUGAUUACGCUCCGAAACCAUGGAACUCCCUGGAGACUGAGAUAUUCGCUGAGAAGUAUCAGCAGUAUCCUAAAAAGUUCGGCAUGAUAGCUGACCAUCUUGAGAAUAAAACGGCCGGUGACUGCGUCCUCUUCUACUACUUAACCAAGACCGAAGCCAAUUAUAAACAAACCGUUAGGAGGAAUCAAAAUAAUAGGAAGAAGGAGAAGAAGUUUAGAGGGCAACAACAAUAACAACAACAAUAAUAAUAAUAAUAAUAAUUAUCAUAACAACAACAACAUCAGCAACAACAACAACAAUAAUAAUAAUAACAACAAUGCUGAUAAACCACAGCCCGAGAUGAGAAAUAUUAAGAAAGCAAGAAGACCAUAAUAGAAUUUGUAUAGAAAUUCAUCUGGUAUGGUCACAGUCAUUGCAAGGAUAUCUGCCUCAAAAUUUAUUUCUUGCAAGAAUUCAUAGAUAUCAUCUGAUUUGUUCAACAAACUUCUUAUGUUUAUAUAAAGGACGCUGAACAAAUCAUCUUUAUAAUGUUUCUUAAGUGUAGUCAUAUUUGAAUUGAAAUUCAUUACAUUAAAAGUUU